AUGGGUUCCUUUGGAAAUCUUGCGAGGAGGGCUGUGGAGACUGAGAUGCCGAUUAUGGUUAAGAUGCAGGAUUUGCUUCGAGGUGCUAAGAAUGCUGUGUCUUUAGCUCAGGGGGUGGUUUAUUGGCAACCACCAAAGGAAGCAUUGGAUAAGGUGAAAGAACUUGUGUAUGAGCCUUCUAUUAGCCGUUACGGCAAUGAUGAAGGUAUUCCUGAACUCAGAGCGGCAUUAGUGAACAAGUUGCGUAAUGAAAACAAUCUGCACAAAUCCUCGGUGAUGGUUACCGCAGGUGCCAAUCAGGCGUUCGUGAAUCUAGUUCUUACUCUGUGUGACGCGGGAGAUUCUGUGGUUAUGUUUGCUCCGUACUACUUCAAUUCAUACAUGGCCUUCCAGAUGACUGGCAUUACCGACAUACUAGUUGGUCCUGGUAACCCGGAAACACUACAUCCUGAUGUAGACUGGUUGGAAAAAGUGUUAUCGGAACGUAAACCUGUCCCGAAGCUAGUCAGUGUUGUAAAUCCCGGCAAUCCAUCUGGAACCUACAUUCCCGAGUCUCUUCUGAAGAGGAUUGCAAAUCUCUGCGAGAAAGCUGGAUCUUGGCUUGUCGUGGACAAUACAUAUGAGUACUUUAUGUUCGACGAUCUGAAACACUCUUGCGUGGAAGGAAAUCAUGUUGUGAACAUUUUCUCUUUCUCGAAAGCUUAUGGAAUGAUGGGAUGGCGAGUUGGAUACAUAGCAUACCCUUCUGAGGUAGAAGGACUCGCUACGCAGCUUCUGAAAGUCCAAGACAACAUUCCAAUCUGCGCUUCAAUAAUUUCACAACACCUUGCUCUCUACUCAUUAGAAUUGGGACCCGAGUGGGUUAUCGAACGAGUAAAAACUCUCGCAAAGAACCGACACAUUGUCUUGGAGGCUCUUUCCUCUCUCGGAGAAGGUUCUAUCAAAGGAGGAGAAGGAGCUAUUUAUCUCUGGGUGAAGAUCCCUAGUAGACACGGUUACGAUGAUUUUGAAGUUGUUCACUGGCUAGCGAAUAGGCACGGGAUUGCUGUUAUCCCCGGAAGCGCGUGCGGUGCUCCUGGAAAUCUUAGAAUUUCGUUCGGAGGAUUGACGGAGAAUGACUGUAGAGCAGCGGCGGAAAGGCUUAAGAAAGGUUUGGAAGAACUGGCUGCGCAUGGUUUGGUACAAGACUAG
This is a messenger RNA of Lathyrus sativus (Indian pea), 1191 nucleotides long. The record is from the annotation of a GenBank genome assembly. NCBI's taxonomy places the organism in Eukaryota, Viridiplantae, Streptophyta, Magnoliopsida, Fabales, Fabaceae.